Messenger RNA from Penicillium soppii, 678 nucleotides. Its product is annotated as SDR family oxidoreductase. The transcript has 3 exons. Lineage: Eukaryota; Fungi; Ascomycota; Eurotiomycetes; Eurotiales; Aspergillaceae. The record is from RefSeq and is a predicted model, not a curated record. The coding region runs from base 1 to 678 and encodes 225 amino acids.
AUGACUAAUACCAUCUAUCUCAUUACCGGUGCCAGCCGCGGCAUUGGCCGUGGUUUGGCCGAGAUAUUCCUCGCCCGCCCUAACACCAUCGUCAUCGCGGCCGUCCGCGACCCCGCCGACUCUAAGUCUUCCACCGACCCUACGGCUGCCGUUGAGACUCUCCAGAAGAAGCAUGGCAUUGACCACCUGGAUGUGGUAAUCGCCAACGCCGGCAUCAGCGAGGACUUCUCGACCGUGCACAGGUUGUCUGUCCCCGUGCUGCAAGGGCACGUCGAGGUCAAUGGCUACGGGCCCAUCUACCUCUACCAGGCGGUUUACCCGCUGCUCAAGAAAAGCACCAAGCCCACGUUUGUGGGAAUCGGCAGUCCGCUGGGCAGCAUCGGCGGCAUGGAGCAGCGCCCGUAUCCAUGUGCGGCUUACGGCCCCAGCAAGGCUAUUCUGCACUGGAUCGUGCGUAAGAUCUAUUUCGAGAACGAGGAGUUCGUGAGCUUCGUUACGGAUCCUGGCUUCGUCCAAACUGAUAUGGGCAAUGCUGGCGCCCAGGCUGCGGGCCUCGAGAAGGCCUUCCAGACGGUCGAGGAGAUCGUCGGCGGUAUCGUGAAGUCGAUCGACGAAGGGACCAGGGAGUCGGUUGGUGCGCAGCUGCGCGUGUGGGAUGGAUCCCAGUUUCCCUGGUAA